Strigops habroptila (Kakapo) is the source of this 1191-nucleotide messenger RNA. RefSeq names its product bone morphogenetic protein 7-like. Gene Ontology annotation, biological process: SMAD protein signal transduction. The transcript is spliced from 5 exons. Lineage: Eukaryota; Metazoa; Chordata; Aves; Psittaciformes; Psittacidae. Gene Ontology annotation, cellular component: extracellular region. The record is from RefSeq and is a predicted model, not a curated record. Gene Ontology annotation, molecular function: cytokine activity; growth factor activity. The coding region runs from base 1 to 1191 and encodes 396 amino acids.
AUGGCAGGCCUGGGGCUGGCCCUUGCCCUGGCCGGGCUGCUGAUCCUGCCGGCGGCCAGCGGCCUGCCCCUGCGCCCCGGCCCGCGGGACGAGGUCCUGGCGGCGGCCUUGCAGCGGCUGCGGGAGGUCUUCGACAUCGAGGAGCUGCCGCCCGACGUCCUGCCCCGCAAGAAGCCGCCCCAGUUCAUGGUGGAUCUCUUCAACAAGGUGGCCGACGCGAACGGCAUCACCCGCGCCCCGGGGCUGCUGGAGAGCGACGUGGUGCGCAGCUUCGAGGACCGAGUUCACGUGGACCAGCACCACUUCUACUUCGACAUCAGCGCAAUGGAGAAGGGCGAGCAGAUGCUGAAAGCCGAGUUCAGGGUCUUCAAGCUGAAGAGGACACAUGUGUCUAGGAGGUCUGAUGUGAAACACUUCUGCAAAGUGGAAGUGUAUGAGCUCUUGGAGAGUGGAAGCAAACCACAAAAAAAACAUCUCGUUGCUUCAAGGUUAUUGUCCGUCUACACAGAAGGCUGGGAAGUAUUCAACGUCACACAGGCAGUUUCCAAGUGGGUUGGAAACAGCAGCUCCAACCAUGGCUUUUUGAUAACUACAACACAUGUAUUCAACAAUAGAAUUGAGCACAACCUGGUUAAGUUUGCUAAGAGCCAGGGCACUUUGCAGGAGAGUAGAAAUGCUCUCCUUGUCCUCUUCACCAACAGUAACAAACGGAGGUCUUCCAGCUUCAUACCCUCUGCCACAAAACCAGAGAUGAAGCCUGCCAAAAAUGAUGCUUCACGCAUGCCUCGUGAAACUCAGGUCACUGAAAGCAGCAAUGCAGGCAUGAGCAGGAGACCUCGAGCUGCUGAAGUCCCUUCUGCCAAAAGCCAGGUAACAGCCUGUCAUCGAAGGGAACUCUACGUUGACUUCCGUGCUAUUGGCUGGUCAGGAUGGAUUAUUUACCCAAAUGGAUACAAUGCAUUUUAUUGCAGAGGAUCCUGUCUCUUUCCGUUGGGGGAAAGUCUAAAUGCAACAAACCAUGCUACAGUUCAGUCCAUAGUCCAUACACUUAAACUGUCUCAGGAUAUCAGUACGCCUUGCUGUGUACCAGAUGAAUUGAAGUCCCUCAAUCUUCUCUACUUUGAUGACAAAGAAAAUGUGGUCCUGAAAAACUAUAAAGACAUGGUGGCAACAAGGUGUGGUUGCCAUUAG